Xenopus tropicalis (tropical clawed frog) is the source of this 1403-nucleotide messenger RNA. It is a transcript of the gene capza1, whose product is annotated as capping actin protein of muscle Z-line subunit alpha 1. NCBI's taxonomy places the organism in Eukaryota, Metazoa, Chordata, Amphibia, Anura, Pipidae. Gene Ontology annotation, biological process: barbed-end actin filament capping. The record is from RefSeq and is marked provisional. Gene Ontology annotation, cellular component: F-actin capping protein complex; cytoskeleton.
CACCUCCCUUCCAGUUGUGCCUUGCGCUUCAUUCGAGUUGGGGCUAGGCCAGUCGGAGCCAAGAUGGCUGAUUACGAAGAUCGGGUGUCUGAUGAAGAGAAGGUGCGCAUUGCAGCUAAGUUCAUUACCCAUGCACCCCCAGGAGAAUUCAACGAGGUGUUUAAUGAUGUCAGACUUCUACUCAACAAUGACAACCUGCUCAGGGAAGGAGCAGCCCAUGCUUUUGCCCAAUAUAACAUGGAUCAGUUUACACCUGCUAAGAUUGAAGGCUACGAUGACUCAGUCCUUAUAACAGAGCAUGGAGAUCUUGGCAAUGGCAGAUUUGUGGAUCCACGGAAUCGGAUUUCCUUCAAGUUUGAUCACUUAAGGAAAGAAGCUAGUGAUCCUCAUCCUGAUGACAGUGAUGCAUCUUUAAAAUCCUGGAGAGAUGCUUGUGAUGUGGCCUUGAGGGCUUAUGUAAAAGAACACUAUCCGAAUGGUGUCUGCACUGUUUAUGGAAAGACAAUAGACGGACAACAGACAAUAAUAUCUUGUAUUGAAAGCCACCAGUUUCAACCCAAGAACUUUUGGAAUGGUCGCUGGAGAUCUGAAUGGAAAUUUACUGUCUCACAAUCCACUGCUCAGUUGGUAGGAGUUCUAAAGAUUCAGGUUCAUUACUAUGAGGAUGGAAACGUUCAGUUAGUUAGCCACAAAGAUGUUCAGGAAUCCUUAGCAAUCUCUGGUGAAGCUCAAACUGCCAAGGAAUUUGUAAAAAUUAUAGAGCAAGCAGAGAAUGAAUACCAGACUGCCAUAAGCGAGAACUAUCAGACCAUGUCAGACACAACUUUCAAAGCCUUACGCCGGCAGCUACCAGUGACCCGCACCAAGAUCGACUGGAAUAAAAUACUCAGCUACAAGAUUGGCAAAGAGAUGCAGAACGCUUGAGAAGCUUUAAAGGAGCAAGGGCAACGUUUAGUGUGCAAAGCAAACUGAGAACUGUUUGGUCUUACAAAUAUACUGUGUAUACCCUUAUGUGCAGGAGUGGCUCGUAACAAAUGUUUUUGUCGGCCCCCAACACAAAUGAGGUUUUUUUCAAAGGAGACAAAAUAUAGUGGUUUGUAAAAUGUGAUAUUUUGCAAUCAAAGUCAUUGUAUUUUCUAACUUGAAGUGCCGCAGAACAAUCUGAGUUUUUAUAUUAUUUACCCUGAAAUCUACAAAUGGAGUCCCUACAUUUAUUGAUCUGGCAUAUGUCAAAUGUGCCAGAGGAACACGUGAAUUCUUGUAGUUAGAAUAUGUACCAGCUUUUAGGUGCCAGUUUAACCUUCGUUAACAAAAAGAACUGAGACCCCUCCCUUCCCUUCUGCUAAGUGGCACAUAUAAAGUUUAUGUUGGAACUAUUGGAAUAAAUCGGUUCCGCCUUUAAA